CCUGAUUUGAUGUUGAGUUUGUUUCCGCAGCAAACGAAGCUGGAGAGACGCCUCUGGACAUCGCCAAACGUCUGCGACACACUCGCUGUGAAGAACAGUUGACUCAGGCUCAGACCGGAAAGUUUAACGUCCACGUCCAUGUCGAGUACGAGUGGCGUCUCCAGAACGACGACAUGGACGAGAGCGAGGACGAGAUGGAGGACAAGCCAAUCCCCAACCGCCGCGAGGAGCGUCCGGUCAGCUGCUUCGUGCCGAGCAGCGGCCCCAUGCAGCCCAACCUGGCGGCUCUGGCCCGGGACGCCGCCUGCCUGGUUCGGGACAAACAGCGGCCUCAGGUCCCCAGCAUGAUGAUCAGCAACGAGACCUAUGGCACCAUGCUGGACCUCAACCUGCCGCCGCCGGGACCCACGCCGCCGCUGCCGCCCCGAGGACCCAACCGAGGUUCGGGACACGGUAAAUCUGCUGCCAUGGAAACGGUGGGGAGACAGCGUUCGUCCUCUGACCCCCCCAACCCUCAGACCCCCGAGAGGAACUCCUCCAUGUACG
Messenger RNA from Plectropomus leopardus (leopard coralgrouper), 546 nucleotides. The record is from RefSeq and is a predicted model, not a curated record. NCBI's taxonomy places the organism in Eukaryota, Metazoa, Chordata, Actinopteri, Perciformes, Serranidae.